Messenger RNA from Girardinichthys multiradiatus, 2944 nucleotides. RefSeq names its product DEAD (Asp-Glu-Ala-Asp) box helicase 21 (gene ddx21). Lineage: Eukaryota; Metazoa; Chordata; Actinopteri; Cyprinodontiformes; Goodeidae. The record is from RefSeq and is a predicted model, not a curated record. Gene Ontology annotation, molecular function: RNA helicase activity; ATP binding; RNA binding. The transcript is spliced from 16 exons. The coding region runs from base 74 to 2341 and encodes 755 amino acids.
UUCCGUUCCUUUCCAUCCGCGUGCCCGUGGGUUAUCCUGUGUCCUCGUCGAGGGUCUCCAUCGGGGAAGAGAAAUGCCGUCAAAAAUCAUAUUUGAAAGGGAAGAAGAAACCACCGAGGAAGAUAUGGACACUGUCGCAGAGGCUGAGACCCUAAAGGUGAAGAACAAGACCAAAGAGAGUAAGAAGCUGAAGAAGAAACAGCAGUCUGAAGAGCAGGUGGAGGAUCCAGACUGUGACCCUCCAGCACCGAAGAAGAAAAAGAAAAAGGACAGGUUGGCAGCGGCCCAAACGAACGGCCACAUCCAUGAGGCUGCUGACGUGAACGGUAACAGCAAUGAUGCAGAGUCACCAAAACAGAAAACCAAGAAGAAAAAGGAAGUAUCAGAGAAAAUCAAGAAGCAAAAGAAAGCAAUCACUGAGGCAGCAACAAACGGACACUCCCUCCCAAACACACCAGUUCAGACUCCCACCCAGACCCCAUCCCAGUCAAAUGAAGAUUCAGUCAGUGACGGCGACAAUGAGCAAACACUAGAGCAGAGAGAAGGAGCUUUCUCUAACUUCAGAAUUUCCAAAGUCACCAUUGAUAAGCUGAAAGCUCGGGGAGUCACCUACUUGUUUGACAUUCAGGUAAAGUCAUUUAAUCCCGUAUAUGAUGGAGAGGAUGUAAUUGCCCAAGCCCGGACAGGAACAGGAAAGACUUUUUCCUUUGCCGUACCGUUGGUAGAAAAGCUCCAGAAGGAUUGUGUAGAGAUGACCAGAGGGCGGCCUCCCAAGGUGUUAGUCUUGGCUCCUACCAGAGAGUUGGCUAUUCAGGUCGCCAAGGACUUCAGAGACAUUGCCAAACGACUGUCCAUCGCCUGUUUCUAUGGAGGCAGCUCAUACAAUCCGCAGAUUGAUGCUAUUCGUAAUGGAAUUGAUAUUUUGGUGGGAACGCCUGGACGCAUUAAAGAUCACCUUCAGAACAACAAACUCAACCUCUCCAAACUGAAACACGUUGUCCUGGAUGAAGUGGACCAAAUGUUGGACAUGGGCUUUACAGAACAGGUUGAAGAGAUUUUGAGUUCAUCGUAUAAGAAAGACAGUGACACCAACCCACAGACUCUUCUAUUUUCGGCCACCUGCCCUUCUUGGGUGUACGAUGUGGCCAAGAAAUACAUGAGGCCUGACUGCAAGCAUAUCGACUUGAUUGGCAAGAAAACACAGAAAGCUGCAACAACUGUUGAGCAUCUGGCCAUAGCAUGUCACUGGUCCCAGCGUGCUGCAGUAAUAGGAGAUGUUGUGCAAGUGUAUAGUGGCAGCCAUGGCAGAACAAUCGUUUUCUGUGAGACAAAGAAGGAGGCCACUGAACUGGCCCUGAAUGCAUCCAUCAAACAGAGCUCCCAGUCCCUCCAUGGUGAUAUUCCACAGAAACAGAGAGAGACGACUCUUAAAGGUUUCAGGAAUGGUGCCUUCGAGGUUCUUGUUGCCACAAACGUUGCAGCCCGUGGAUUAGACAUCCCAGAGGUCGACUUGGUGGUCCAGUGUUCUCCACCCAAGGAUGUAGAGUCCUACAUCCAUCGUUCAGGGCGAACGGGACGCGCAGGCAGGACUGGAGUCUGCAUCUGCUUCUACCAGAGGAAGGAAGAGGACCAGCUGCGCUACGUAGAGAACAAAGCAGGCAUCACUUUCAGGCGAGUUGGCGUGCCAACUGCCAAUGAUAUCAUCAAAUCAUCAAGCAAAGAUGCUGCCAGGUUUUUGGACUCUGUUCCAGCCACAGCUAUUGAAUAUUUUAGAGAAUCAGCAGAGAAGCUGAUUGAAGAGAAGGGAGCGGUAGAUGCUCUAGCUGCUGCUCUGGCUCAUAUUUCUGGAGCCACCAGUCUAGAGCAGAGAUCUCUGUUGAACUCUGAUGCUGGUUACACAACUAUACAGUUGCUGUGUUCUCAGGAGUUACAUAAUCUAGGUUAUGCCUGGAGAACCAUCAAAGAACAGCUGGGAGAGGACAUUGAAAACCACAUUCACCGAAUGACCUUCCUUAAAGGCAAAACGGGAGUUUGUUUUGAUGUCCCAGCUGAUAAAGUCAAAGAGAUUCAGGAUAAUUGGAAAGAUGGCCGUCGCUGGCAGCUGACUGUAGCCACAGAGCUCCCAGAACUGGAGGAGAAGCAGUUCGCCAACCGUGGAGACAGGAACUUUGGCAGUGGGAAUCGUGGAGACAGAGGAGGGUUUAGAGGUGGGAGGGGACGCGGUUUUGGUGGAAACGGAGGACGUAACAACGGCUUCCGGAGCCGUGGUGGUGGUGGAGGCGGCUACGGCAACAACAGAGGAGGACAAAAACGUACUUUCAGCCAAGCGUUUGAUUACUGAAUAACUUGUUGAUGUACUCACCUUUUGAUCCGGUGGAUUUUAUUAACUACCAUUGGGACCUUGACACACAACCAGGGAAAAUAUUUCUGAUAUAAAAUGUUGGAUUCACAUACCAUAGAAGCAAAACAUUCCCCAUCUUGGUUAAGUGAUACAAAAGCUAAUGUUUGUUUUUACCAUUUAAAACAAUACAUUCUAAUACAGAAUAAUGAUGUCCUAUAUGGCUUUAUAUCAGUAAUAUUGGUAAUUUGGCCAUUAAAAGUUGAUGUAUAACUGUUAGCAACUCAUUUGCUAUUUUUCCAAUGUUUAAAUUGAUAAACUUGAGCUAUUUAAAAAUCCUUUCCCAUCCCUAAAGGUUGAAAUGUGUCACUCUUUCACUUACUGGUAGUGUUGCCUUUUGUGCUGGGUGUUUGGGGAGCAACAACAGCAUAAAGCUGGUGUAAAGUUUUAUAGCACACUCAAUGUCAGGUUGCUGUAUUACCAUCAGCUGAAACCUCUCUCCUCAAAUAUAUACGUUGGAUGAUUGCUUUGCAAUUGCCUCUAUUUAAUAACUGUACUGCUUCCAUUCAUUUGAAUGAAACAAACUUAUUAAAAAGGUCAAUCUGU